ACUAUGAAAUGGAUUUGGAUAAGUCAGAUUUGAUAGCAAUUAAUUUUUGAUCAUUUCAGUGGUUUCUAAGUUGGAUUUCAGAAUUUGCUCAAAUGUUUCUUGCUUACUCAUUUUGUGUUUAAAUUAAAAAAUCACUUAAAAUACAGUUGUCAAGUUGAAAUACUAAAAACCUGAAGACUAAAUCCAGUCAAAAUGGCCAGUGUAUCCUAUCAAAUAGCACAUCUUCUUGAGAAGAUGACAUCUAAUGACAAAGACUUUAGGUUUAUGGCCACUAACGAUUUGAUGACCGAACUACAAAAAGAUAGUAUAAAACUUGAUGAUGACUCGGAGAGAAAAGUUGUCAAAAUGCUUUUACGUUUAUUAGAGGACAAAAAUGGCGAAGUCCAAAAUUUAGCUGUGAAAUGUCUUGGCCCUCUCGUGAAUAAGGUGAAGGAGUUCCAGGUUGAAGGCAUUGUUGAGACCCUUUGUGCGAACAUGCUCUCUGAUACUGAACAAUUAAGAGAUAUAAGUAGUAUUGGUUUGAAAACUGUGAUAUCGGAACUUCCACUCGGCUCAAAUACAUUAGCGGCCAAUGUAUGUAAGAAAAUAACUGGGAAACUCAGUAGUGCUAUUGAAAAGCAGGAAGAUGUAUCUGUUCAAUUGGAAGCACUUGAUAUUUUGGCAGACUUACUAAGUAGGUUUGGAGGACUGCUGAUAUCAUUUCAUCCAUUGUUAUUGAAUUCCUUAUUGCCCCAACUUUCUUCUCCCCGUCAGGCUGUUCGUAAACGCACAAUAGUGGCACUGUCACAUCUGGUGAUGUCUUGCAAUGCGUCAUUGUACAGUAAACUUAUUGAUCAUCUGCUGGAGGGACUGAGUUCAUCCACAUCUGCAAGUGUCAGCCGUACACAUAUCCAGUGUAUUGCUUCUGUGUGCCGACAAGCUGGUCAUAGAUUUGGAGAGCAACUGUGGCGUGUUGCACCACAAGUGUUAGAACAUUCUACCGAUGCAGAUGAAGAGUUACGUGAGCACUGCCUGCAGGCACUUGAAGCUUUUGUGCUUAAAUGCCCUAAGGAAGUGCAACCACAUAUUCCAACAAUUAUAGAAUUAUGCUUGAAGAUGAUAACAUAUGAUCCCAAUUACAACUAUGAAGAUGAGGAAGAAGGUGGAGGUGGUGAAGAUGAAGAAAUGGAGGAUGAAUCAGUAGAGCCAGAUGCAGAAGCUGAAUCUGACUCCGAAGAAUACUCUGAUGAUGAUGAUAUGUCUUGGAAAGUGCGACGUGCUGCAGCAAAAUGCCUUGAAUCAGUGAUAGCAACUCGACAUGAGCUGUUAGCUGAAAUGUAUCAGACUGUAUCACCUGCAUUGAUUGCAAGAUUUAAAGAACGUGAAGAAAAUGUGAAAUGUGACAUACUAAGUGCAUACACAGCUCUAUUGAGAGCGACCCGACCUCCACCUGCGCUGCAAAUACCUAUCGUACCCUCUGAUGACUCUCCACAAGCUUUGCUUCUUCAGAGGGUGUCCGGUGUGGUGCGUGGUGCGCUGCGUGUGAUCCGCGGGCGCAGCGCACGUGCGCGGGGCUGUGCGCUGGCGCUGCUGCGCGAGCUGCUGGCCGCCGCGCCCGGCUGUCUCGCCGACCACGCCGCACGCGUUAUACGUGCCCUCACACCUGCACUCACUGACAAGGGCACCGCGUCUUCGAUGAAGAUAGAGACGUUGGUGUUCAUAGUGUGUCUGGUGCGAGGACACGCGCCGGACACGAUGAGGCCGCACGUGAGCGCGCUGCUGCCCGCUGUGUUAGCCAGCGUUCAAGACCCUUUCUACAAAGUCACCGCAGAAGCGCUCAGGGUGCUGCAGACAAUGGUCAAAGUCAUGCGCCCAUUAGACAAGGAGGAGGUAGGCGAAGAUGGUGCGGGUGUGAGGUCGGAGGUGCCGGAUGAGCUGCGUCAGUUCGUGCCGGCGAUGUUCCAGUGCACGUUGGUGAGACUGCGCGCCGCUGACAUGGAUCAGGAGGUGAAGGAGCGCGCCAUCGCCGCCUGUGGACAGCUGCUAUGUCACUUCGGUGAUUAUCUACAGAAUGAACUUCCCGUGUGCCUACCGAUACUGUUGGAGCGUCUACGUAACGAGAUCACCCGUCUCACAACCGUCAAAGCACUCACCAAAGUAGCCGCAUCCCCGCUACGCAUCGACUUGAGACCUAUUCUGUCGGAUGCUGUACCGAUCUUGGGAUCGUUUUUAAGAAAAAAUCAGAGAGCCUUAAAGCUGUCGACGUUGGUGUUGCUAGAUACACUUGUGCAGAAUUAUAGUAAUGAUAUCAGUAUCGAAUUACUUAGUAAGGUGCUGAUGGAGGUGCCAGCGCUGGUGUGCGAGUCAGACCUCCACUGCGCGCAGACGGCGCUGCAGCUGGUGCGCGGCGCCUGCCUGCGCUGCCCCGCUGCACUCACACCAGACGCAAGACAGGCUCUCACACCCAACAUACUCGCCCUCGCCAAGUCCCCACUUCUGCAAGGUGGUGCGCUAAAGGCGAUGUUGGGCGUGCUGAGCGCGUUGGUGGCGGCGGACGUGGCGGGAUGCUCGCGCCGCGAUCUGCUGGCCAUGCUGGUCGCUCCCGUACACACUAUGCAUGACCAUAACGCUUCCGCCCAUCACAUCAAACAGGCAUUCCAUUCGUUGGCGAAGUGUGUGGGCGCGGUGGUGGUGGAGGGCGGGUCUGACGCGCUGGACGUGGUGCGCGGCUUCCUGCGCGACGUGCAGAACCCACCCUCCGACAACCACCACAUGUUCGCACUGCUCGCGCUCGCGGAGAUCGGACGCAGGCUGGAUCUGAGUUCGAUACCGAAUCUAAAGGAGGUACUGUUGAACUCGUUCACGCCGUCGUCGGAGGAGGUGAAGUCUGCGGCGAGCUACGCGUUAGGCUCGGUGGCUGUGGGCAACCUGCCCGAGUUCCUGCCUUUCAUCCUCGGCGAGAUCGAAGCCCAGCCCAAGCGCCAGUACCUCCUGCUACAUUCACUUAGAGAGAUUAUUUCAUGUGAAUCCUGCAGCCCAGAAGGUAUAGAGGCUUUGAGACCGUUUAUACCAGAGAUUUGGGUGCAACUGUCAAAACACUGCCAAUGCGCGGAGGAAGGAUCUCGUAAUGUCGUUGCCGAAUGCUUAGGCAAGCUGUGCCUAUUGGAGCCGAAGGAUCUGCUGCCGCACUUGAAAGAAUUCCUUAAAUCCCCCGAGCCGCUCACGAGAACCACUGCCGUCACCGCUGUCAAAUUUACUAUAUCAGACCAGCCCCAAGCGAUAGAUCCUCUGCUGCGCGGGUGCAUGUCUGAGCUGCUGGUGCCGCUGCGCGAUGAGGCGCUGUGCGUGCGCCGCGUCGCCCUCGUCGCCUUCAACUCUGCCGCACACAACAAGCCCUCGCUCGUCCGCGACCUGCUGCCCGCACUGCUGCCCACCAUAUACGAGGAGACCAAAGUCAAGAAAGAGUUGAUAAGGGAGGUGGAGAUGGGUCCGUUCAAGCAUUCAGUGGACGACGGUCUGGACCUGCGCAAGGCGGCGUUCGAGUGCAUGUACACGUUGCUGGGCACCUGCCUCGACCGCCUCGACGUGUUCGAGUUCCUGCGGCACGUGGAGGACGGCCUGCGCGACCACUACGACAUCAAGAUGCUCACCUACCUCAUGUGCGCCAGGCUCGCGCAUCUCUGCCCAGCGGUUGUACUGCAGAGACUAGAGAGCCUGGUGGAGCCGCUGCGUGCGACGUGCACGAUGAAGGUGAAGGCGAACUCUGUGAAGCAGGAGUACGAGAAGCAGGACGAGCUGAAGCGCUCCGCACUGCGCGCCGCCGCCGCGCUGCUGCAGAUACCCGAGGCCGAGAAAAACCCGCAUUUAAUGGACUUCGUGACUCAGAUUAAGUCUAUGCCGGAGCUGCAGCCAAUAUUCGAGUCUAUUUUGAAGGACGCGUCAGGCGCCGCUGACACCAACCUCAUGGACCAGAGCUAGCCUACUCGCCCCCCCCCCAACACACACAACACAUCCCCCUCACAUCUCAUCCUCCAAACAUUUUUAUAUAAUAUCGUGUUUAUUGUUUCUUUUUUGUUCGGUGCGUGAAAUGUUAUUUGAAUUAAUCUUAUUGUAAAAAUGUUUAGAAAUAGAUCUCUCUAUAAAACUCA
Papilio xuthus (Asian swallowtail) is the source of this 4127-nucleotide messenger RNA. It is a transcript of the gene Cand1, whose product is annotated as Cullin-associated and neddylation-dissociated 1. Lineage: Eukaryota; Metazoa; Arthropoda; Insecta; Lepidoptera; Papilionidae. The record is from RefSeq and is a predicted model, not a curated record. The transcript is spliced from 24 exons. Gene Ontology annotation, biological process: SCF complex assembly. Bases 193 to 3957 code for a protein of 1254 amino acids.